UUUGACGGGAAGAGCUAUAACGGGACAGAAGCAUCAUAUAUACAUACAGUCAUUGGACAGACGAUAGCAAGAAUAACACGGCUGUACUUUGAGAGCAAAACAAGUAUUGUUGCAACGCAUCUAUCUAUACAUUUGCAUUCUGCAUUAGUUCAUUCUGUCAAAUUGCAUAUGAGGAAGAAAAACAUGUUCUACACGUGUGGUCCAAAUGAGGCUAUGGUGGUGUCAGGGUUCCUCCGGUCUCCUCCAGUAAUGAUUGCUGGAGGCAGAGUGUUUGUGCUUCCCUGUGUUCAGCAGAUCCAGAGGAUCUCCCUGAACACUCUGACGCUGAACGUGAAGAGUGAUAAAGUCUACACCCGCCAUGGGGUUCCCAUCUCGGUCACUGGUAUUGCCCAGAUGAAGAUCCAGGGGCAGAACAAGCAGAUGCUGGCCGCAGCCUGUCAGAUGUUCAUGGGGAAGUCGGAGGGCGAGAUCGCCCAAAUCUCCCUGGAGACGCUGGAGGGCCACCAGAGGGCCAUCAUCGCCCACCUGACUGUGGAGGAGAUCUAUAGGGACCGUAAGAAGUUCUCAGAUGAGGUGUUCAAGGUGGCCUCGUCCGACCUGGUCAACAUGGGCAUCAGCGUGGUCAGCUACACGCUCAAAGAUGUUCACGACGACCAGGACUACCUCCACUCCCUGGGGAAGUCCAGGACCGCCCAAGUGCAGAAAGACGCCCGCAUCGGAGAGGCCCAGUUCAAGAGGGAUGCUGUGAUAAGGGAGGCCCAUGCCAUGCAGGAGAAGAUCUCAGCCCAGUAUGUCAAUGACAUCCAGAUGGCCAAGGCUCAGAGGGACUAUGAACUGAAGAAAGCAUCCUAUGACAUCGAGGUCAACACCAAAAAGGCAGAGUCUGAGAUGGCCUACCAGCUACAGGUGGCCAAGACCAAGCAACGCAUCGAGGAAGAGAAGAUGCAGGUCCAGGUGGUGGAGCGCUCUCAGCAGAUCAUGCUCCAGGCCCAGGAGAUCACCCGCAGGGAGAAGGAGCUGGAGGCCAAGGUCAAGAAGCCUGCUGAGGCCGAGAGAUACCGCAUGGAGAAGCUGGCCGAGGCUCAGCGUGCACAGCUCAUUAUGGAGGCUGAGGCUGAGGCAGAGUCCAUUAGGAUGAAGGGUGAUGCGGAGGCCUUUGCUGUGGAGGCGAAAGGGAGAGCCGAGGCAGAGCAGAUGGCCAAGAAGGCCGAAGCCUUCCAGCAGUACAAGGAGGGAGCCAUGGUAGACAUGCUGCUGGGGCAACUACCACUGAUGGCGGAAGAGAUCAGCAGGCCUCUGGCGCAGGCUCAGAAGAUCACCAUGGUUUCCAGCGGGGACGCCGAGGUGGGCGCGGCCAAGCUCACAGGGGAGGUGCUAGACAUCAUGACCCGCCUUCCAGCGACAGUGGAGAAACUGACGGGAGUCAACAUCUCACAGGUGACAACUCGUAUGGGCUGAGGAGAGGCUCCGGUGCUCAGGCAGACCUAUUUCACACCCCUGCCUACUAUCACAGCCUUACCCUUUCUCCUCAAGUAUGUUAUACCAAAAACAUACAGUGCCCUCCGUAAUUAUUGGGACAGUGAAUAAUUUUUUCUUCAUUUGGCUCUAUACUCCAAAAGGUUGCAUUUGAAAUCAGACUGUCAGCAUUAAUUUGAGGGUAUUUUCAUCCAUAUCGGGUGAAGCGUUUAGAAAUUACAGCACUUUCUGU
Molecule: messenger RNA, 1708 nt
Organism: Coregonus clupeaformis (lake whitefish)
Lineage: Eukaryota; Metazoa; Chordata; Actinopteri; Salmoniformes; Salmonidae
Product: flotillin-1-like
Exons: 13
Coding region: 169-1458 (429 amino acids)
Biological process (GO): positive regulation of cell-cell adhesion mediated by cadherin; protein kinase C signaling; positive regulation of cell junction assembly
Cellular component (GO): plasma membrane
Source: RefSeq, a predicted model, not a curated record